This is a messenger RNA of Salmo salar (Atlantic salmon), 3187 nucleotides long. The record is from RefSeq and is a predicted model, not a curated record. Lineage: Eukaryota; Metazoa; Chordata; Actinopteri; Salmoniformes; Salmonidae.
CCGGUUUUUCUGACUUGACCUCUUCCCUUGGCAACCACUUCCUCCGAGCUCCCAACCCGGCCAUCUUUAUUUAACUCAUUCAUGAAAAGUUUUUGUAAAGACACUGGAACAUUGUUGCAUUUGGCUAAGCAUCUAACGAACCACUGGACACAUUCCGUUGUUUUUGUAUCAGCGUGCUCCAGCGUAUGCUACAUCGUAGCGUAUUUCUGUCACCGCCAAAGUUGGACUGAAAGCGUUAGAAUGAGAAAAAAGCAGAAUGUGAAACAGAGAAAGGCAGAAACAAUAACCGCAACAAUAAUAACACCAACACCAUUAACAACAACAACACUAUCAACAACAACACCACCAGUCGUCCAGGAGUUUGUGGUUGAGAAGAUCAUCCAUCGAAGGGUCUCCAAUGGAAGAGUAGAGUACUAUCUGAAGUGGAAAGGAUUCACUGAUGCUGACAACACCUGGGAACCGGAGGACAACUUGGUCUGUCCUGAACUGAUAGAAGAGUUCCUGAGAAACCUCUGUUUGUCUGGAGAGAAUCAGGUUGAGGAAGAGAACCUACAGUCGGUGGAACCAGAGCUAGUCCCCAAAGAGGAACUGGCAGAACAGGAGACUGAGAUUCAGGUGUACAGUGAGCAGAGACAUAAUGACCUCCAGGAACCAGCUGACCGGGAGUCAGAUUCUCCCACUGCCCUCACGUGCCCCCUGGAAGCUGAACGCAUCAUCGGCUCCACAGACAGACAUGGAGAACUCAUGUUCCUCAUCAAAUGGAAGAACCGUGACGAGGUGGCCCUGCUGUCAGCCAGGGAGGCCAGCGCCAGGUAUCCUGAGGUGGUUGUAGCCUUUUACGAGGACAAACUCACCUGGCACUCUGGGGACGAGGACCAGUGAAGGGUGUGUGUGUGUGUCGUAGAGUGUGUGUGUGCAUGUGAGUACACAAGUAUGGAUGUGAACUGACAAGCAUCUGUAGGCAUCUCAUAGGUUAAUUUGUCCUCCAGCGGACCAAGGUCCUCCUUCAGCUGACAUUAAAGUCACAGUGUGUGAAACCAUGUCCUGCUGCAGGUAGACUGAGUCAUGGUGGCAGGUGUAAAAGCCCUCUACGGGGUUGGCUGGGCCUCUUCCUGCUUCCUGUGGUGCUGGGUGAGGUCACAAUGCCUUUAGGGAUGUAGUGCAGCGUGUGGUGGAGUUCAGAACCAUUCAUAGAGACGUCUAUCUCUCUCUGUGGCUCUGAUAGAGUUGAAACUAAUGAAAUGAUGGCAGACAGCCGGUUCACACUGAUGAAUGCUCCCCCAGUCUAUUGUAGAACAUUUCAACCCCAAGCUCUUUGUCGAAGCCUGACGAAGUGUGCGAGUAUCUCUGGAUUACAUGCCUUUGUUGUUUGGGAUCCAGCACUUAAAGUGACUGGAUGUGUGUACACUACGUUUGAAGAGUUGGAACUAACCCUUAGCAUUCCUUUCCCAGUGUCUUCAUGUACUGCAGCAGACUGAAUCACUGUGGACACUGUGUUCUGUUUGACUUUGACUACUGAUACUGUGGUCGUAGAAGCCCAUGUGAUUGUAUUGGAGUUUAGUACUAGAUUUAGUUUGUUGUAUCUUCUGGCUCUGGGGCACCUUGGCCACGAGGCUCUCCCUCCGGCUCUCCCUCCGGCUCUCCCUCCGGCUCUCCCUCCGGCUCUCCCUCCGGCUCUCCCACUGUGAGAUGUCUGUUGUUUUAUUAACUAUAGUAAUAUUGUAUAGUAUUGGGUUCACUGUGAGAUGUCUGUUGUUUUAUUAACUAUAGUAAUAUUGUAUAGUAUUGGGUUCACUGUGAGAUGUCUGUUGUUUUAUUAACUAUAGUAAUAUUGUAUAGUAAUGGGUUCACUGUGAGAUGUCUGUUUUAUUAACUAUAGUAAUAUUGUAUAGUAUUGGGUUCACUGUGAGAUGUCUGUUGUUUUAUUAACUAUAGUAAUAUUGUAUAGUAUUGGGUUCACUGCGCGUUACUCAGUAGAUAACUACUGGCCACCUAAUAUGAUAUCUGCCCCAUUUACUUUUUGCCACAAUCCUUGAAAUUGUACUUUUUUUGUGUGUGUGAAUCAUAGUUGAUAAAUGUGUUACGUUUAGUUUACUGACAAAUGUAGAAAAGUGUUGAAUGAUAGUAGACGGUAUGCUGUUUAAUGUAGAACAUGAUAGUAGACGGUAUGCUGUUUAAUGUAGAACAUGAUAGUAGACGGUAUGCUGUUUAAUGUAGAACAUGAUAGUAGACGGUAUGCUGUUUAAUGUAGAACAUGAUAGUAGACGGUAUGCUGUUUAAUGUAGAACAUGAUAGUAGACGGUAUGCUGUUUAAUGUAGAACAUGAUAGUAGACGGUAUGCUGUUUAAUGUAGAACAUGAUAGUAGACGGUAUGCUGUUUAAUGUAGAACAUGAUAGUAGACGGUAUGCUGUUUAAUGUAGAACAUGAUAGUAGACGGUAUGCUGUUUAAUGUAGAACAUGAUAGUAGACGGUAUGCUGUUUAAUGUAGAACAUGAUAGUAGACGGUAUUCUGUUUAAUGUAGAACAUGAUAGUAGACGGUAUGCUGUUUAAUGUAGAACAUGAUAGUAGACAGUAUGCUGUUUAAUGUAGAACAUGAUAGUAGACGGUAUGCUGUUUAAUGUAGAACAUGAUAGUAGACGGUAUGCUGGUUAAUGUAGAACAUGAUAGUAGACGGUAUGCUGUUUAAUCUAGAACAUAACCAAGGGUUUUAUAAGUGACCAUGGGGAUUUGAUGAGUUACUCUGAUCAAAAUGUGACGUCAUAUGAAAAAAGUAUAUCUGAUGUGAUUAUGUUAAUUCUAUCCAGUCACUGAUUGUUCUCAGCUACUCUUAACCAAAUAUUUAUCCACCAACCUAUAUUUGUUACUGAUAAAUCAUUGUUUUGUUAAGGGUCCCAGAGUUAUAUAUGUUCAGGACAAACUCUAGUCCCUACACAAAAAUGACUGACACUGUAUUCAUUGUGCACCUCUCCCAUGACUGGAAUGUUAUGGGACAAUUACUGUAUCCCAAACGGUACCCUACUUCCUUUGUAGUGCACUAUAUAGGGAAUGGUCUGCCAUUUGAGACUGCCAUUCUGUUGAACCUUUAGUUCUGAGCUGCCUCUGACUGACUAAGUUAGUGUACCUGUUGACCUUUGAUCUGUGAAGUGUCUGUGAAUAAAGCUAGCUGUCACCCUGUGAACCUUUAA